CGGGGGGCAGCCGGGCCGUGCAGGACGGCCACCGAGGCAGACCACAGGAAAUGACCCGGCCGGCGCGGUCACGGAUGCCAAGGGUCCGGCCGGCGCUCGCCGCGCGCCUGCAGACGGGGAGCGCGCGGCCCAGAGAUGCGCGCGGGCAUCCUCCGCGCCCAGCGCGGCCCCGGCCGGCGCCUGCCCGGCCCCGAGCGCAGCCUGCCCGCCGCCGCGCUGCUGCUGGCCCUGCUGGCCUGCGGCCUGGCCGCGCUGGCCCUGCAGCGCCUGGCCGCGCUGCAAGCCGAGCUGGACGGGCUGCGCGCGCGCCUGCCGCCGGGGCCCGGGCCGGGCGCGCCUCCCGCGGGCACCUGGGCGCUGCAGGGCCGUAGCAACGCCAGCGACGGCGGCCGCAGGAGGCGCGCGCUCCCGGGCGCCGAGGACGCAGUCACUCAAGACUGCUUGCAACUGAUCGCAGACAGCGACACGCCCGUGAUACGGAAAGGGGCCUACACCUUUGUGCCCUGGCUGCUCAGCUUUAAGCGGGGACAAGCCUUGGAGGAGAGAGAGAACAAAAUCCUGGUCAAGGAAGCGGGCUACUUCUUCAUCUACGGCCAGGUGUUGUACACGGACAGCACCUUCGCCAUGGGGCACCUCAUACAGAGGAAGAAGGUCCACGUCUUCGGGGACGAACUGAGUCUGGUGACGUUGUUCCGGUGCAUCCAGAACAUGCCGGAGACGCUCCCCAAUAACUCCUGCUACUCGGCGGGCAUCGCCAGGCUGGAGGAAGGAGAUGAGCUGCAACUGGCCAUCCCUCGGGAGGACGCCAGGAUCUCCCGGGACGGGGACGCCACCUUCUUUGGGGCACUGAAGCUGCUGUGAUGCACACCUCUCGGUGGCCUUCCUCUCCCUCCCUCCGCACCUCCGGGAGAAAACGCCCGAAGGAACACCAGCCCCCCUCCCCGUGGCCUUGUCCAUGAGCUCUUGGUUUGGGUUUGCUGAAACCAGACCGGACAGGAAAUUUGACAGACAACCACAGCCCCAGGGUGUCAUGUGAACGACAAGAAAUGGAGAAGACGGAGGACACAGGCCCCUCACCGCGCUGCCACGUUCGCCCGCUGAGUCACCGCUGCUGGGCGGCAGGAAGGGCUGGCUCAGAGGGGAGCGAGCACUUCUUCAAAGCCGCAAUCUUCCUAUCGACUCCAGAACCAGUGCCCAAGUCUGCAGGACUGCAGGCAUGGGGCGGGGGGUGGGGGAAUCUCAGAACGCAUCAUGUAUGUGUAUGCUAAAGGCACACCACCCCCUUCUCAAUUAAUAGUGUGUAUGUGUGGGGGGGGGUAAAAGCAGUUCUACAAAUUGCGUGGAUAUGUGAAAAGGAAUUCCUUUCCACUUGGACAUAUUCGGCCAUUGGAACCAAGCAAUUGUGCAAGUGCUCCUGAAAUGUCCCUGUUUAGUUUCGGUUUGCAGUUCCUCUCCUUCUAUGAUCUGAUGCAGUUCCUCUCCUUCUAUGAUCUGAUAUAGUUUCUCUCCUUCUGUGAUCUGAUCUAGUUUCUCUCCUUCUAUGAUCUGAUGCAGUUCCUCUCCUUCUUCUAUGAUCUGAUGUGGUUUCUCUCCUUCUAUGAUCUGAUAUAGUUUUUCUCCUUCUAUGAUUCGAAGCAGUUUCUCUUCUUCUAUGAUGAAAUUUCUCUCCUUCCGUGAUCUGAUCUAGUUUCUCUCCUUCUAUGAUCUGAUGCAGUUUCUCUCCUUCUAUGAUCUGAUGCAGUUCCUCUCCUUCUUCUGUGAUCUGAUGCGGUUUCUCUCCUUCUAUGAUCUGAUCUAGUUUCUCUCCGUCUAUGAUCUGAUGGCAGAACAAUCUUCGCAGGACAGAAAGAGCUCUCUCCUGUGUCCGUGCCAAUAGGUAUUGAUUUCGUCUAUGGCUGCUUGCUUUUCCUUCAGAAGUUUUAAGGGCGGGGGUGAUCCCAGUGCAGGCACAUAAGGCAUCGAUUGAAGAAUGUCUGUUAGGUAAGAAGUCUCCAAUGUGAGUUGAGGGAGACAUUUGUGAUGAUGUGACAGAGUUUUAGUCCCCUCUUGCUUUGGUGAUGACAGUGUCCUGGAUCUGUGGGGAAAGCUCCUGCCUCGUGGACUGUGCCACGUGCAAGCACCUGCUCCCAUGAGCUCUGCACUUAGCCACGUGUCUGAGCCAUGCUGGACGCUGCUUUCCUGGCCUUGCCUGCCUGUGUCCAGGGUCAGCUGGCCCUCGCCACACACCGUCCCUCUUCCAACACAGAGGCGGUCUGUGUGGGCCUCCAGUCGGCCCGCAGGUGUCUGUAAGGAUACGCUUGUUGAGACCAAGAGAAGUUGUGUUGUUUUGUGUCUCAAAUAAAAUUUUGUUUAAAGCUUUUGAAUCC
Molecule: messenger RNA, 2366 nt
Organism: Sorex araneus (European shrew)
Lineage: Eukaryota; Metazoa; Chordata; Mammalia; Eulipotyphla; Soricidae
Gene: TNFSF13B
Product: TNF superfamily member 13b
Exons: 6
Coding region: 136-861 (241 amino acids)
Biological process (GO): immune response
Cellular component (GO): membrane
Molecular function (GO): receptor ligand activity; tumor necrosis factor receptor binding
Source: RefSeq, a predicted model, not a curated record